Melampsora larici-populina 98AG31 is the source of this 1263-nucleotide messenger RNA. RefSeq lists its product as uncharacterized. Bases 1 to 1263 code for a protein of 420 amino acids. Lineage: Eukaryota; Fungi; Basidiomycota; Pucciniomycetes; Pucciniales; Melampsoraceae. The transcript has 10 exons. The record is from RefSeq and is a predicted model, not a curated record.
AUGUCUUCUCAAUCUCACUCCCAAUCUCAAUCUCAAGGCGGGCGUCCUCAGCCCUACGCCUUAUCAACUCCAAGGGGUAACCCGGCUGUACGCAACACGGCCAACCGCGCGUCGUUGCGUUCCAUUCGAGGUUUGGGGGGCAACUCACCGAUGGGAGGUCCUGAGGAAGGUCCAAAGGGGGACACGCCCAACGCCAAUCUCUCGAACGAAGAGAUAUUGGCCGCGAUUGCAAGAUUGUCCACCAAGUUUGACCAAGAAUUCUUAGUAAUGUCUGACCAAGUGCAUCAAGAGAUCAACACCAUGACGGACAAGAUCGACGAAGAUAUUGCGACUCUUUCUAACAAGUUCGAUGAAGACAUCGCCGCAGUCUCAGCCAAGGCUGGCGAGCAGUUUUCGACUCUGUCGAACAAAAUCGACCGAGUCACCGAUGGUGUGGACGAGCUAGCGUCCACAGCCACCCCUGGCGGUGCUCAUCAGGCUGGAAACCCACAGGCAAACACUGCAGUGGUUGCAACCCCUGCCAAACCGUGGAGCUACACAUAUGAGCUGAAGCAACGUGUGUAUGCUUUUGCAUACGAAUCGGUUCAUCUCCCCAACAUUUCUGGGUAUACCGCCGUGGAAGACCCCAACGGUGACUUGUUAGUCAAUUCGCUCUUCAACACGAUCAAGCAAAGGGUUAAAGACAUACCCGGAACGUGGGCCGCUGAACAGCUCCCUCCGGUUGUUAAUGGACUCCAAGAUGUGGCUGCGACUCAAAAGUACACGACUUUGGUGAAAGACGCCGGGAAACACGCCCGUGAAAAGCUACACCUCUUAGUGUUACACAACAUAAAAAACAACCCAACCGGGACCGUGCCUAAUCUCAAACGCCUCUUGCAUCGAAUCGCACGCCACUGUGGAAAAACUGCGGAAGGUCUAGACGAUGUGGCCUAUUGGGCCCAAACGCCCACGGCGACUCGUCUGCGUAUUGCCUAUCUGCGACGCGAGGCAAUUCGGAUUUUUCAAUCGCUGCGCGCUGGAGGUGGCGGAGGGAACAUCUGGCAUCGAGUGGAUUUACAGCUCCACAGAUUGGCUGAGGAGGGUACCUUAUAUUCUUCCGCGUUUUAUAAAUUAAUUUACGACCAAGAUCGUGCCCUUUUUGAUGGCAAGGGUUUUUUUGUCGACAUCGACCUCAAUGAGCCAUUUGAUUUGCCGUCGGAACAAGAGAUAGAAGAAGAAAUGGCAUUCAUAGAAGCGGCUGGGUCUAUUGUUUUACAAGAUUGA